Messenger RNA from Leptinotarsa decemlineata (Colorado potato beetle), 1554 nucleotides. Its product is annotated as phenoloxidase-activating factor 2. The record is from RefSeq and is a predicted model, not a curated record. Gene Ontology annotation, biological process: proteolysis. Lineage: Eukaryota; Metazoa; Arthropoda; Insecta; Coleoptera; Chrysomelidae. Gene Ontology annotation, molecular function: serine-type endopeptidase activity.
CAAGACCUUGACGCGGUCUGAAAUACAUACUCAGCGGUCAGUGGUAUCGGGCUCUGUAAAAAUCUUGUGACUUCGUUUUUUGAAAAUACCAGACAUGAAGGAGUAAAUACUCGGUUAGUGUUCAGACAAUAUACAGGAAAAUACUUAUAAACCUACGAAAAUGAAUCGGUCAAAAUAUACAUUACUGUUUUCAAUUUUCGUGUUCGUUCAUACUUCAUCAGCGGCUCCGCAAAAUAAUUUAGAUGACAAAUUAAGUAGUGGGGAGAAUUCAAGUUCUGGCAACCUGAUUCCAUCUGUGUCAAAUUUGGACCCUUUCCCCCCGGUCACCCCAAAUCUUGAUCUUGAUCCCCAUUUCGGAGAAGUCCAGAAUAAUUCUUGUGGAUUUGAUUGCGUUCCUUUUUACCUUUGCCGAAAUGGAUCUAUCAACACGAAUGGAGAGGGAAUUAUCAACAUCAGGGAGAAACCUGGUAACCUGCCUUGUAGCAAUGUCUUCCAAGUGUGCUGCAAACCAGAAGAUAAGUCAGAAACACCUCUAACAACAACUCCAUCACCUUCACCCAGACCAAUAGGCUGUGGUUACCGGAACCCCGAUGGAGUAGGCUUCAAAAUCACUGGAGAUAAGGAGAAUGAAGCACAGUUCGGUGAAUUUCCGUGGAUGGUAGCAAUAAUCAGAGAUACAGGUUCGUUAGAACCUCAGCCAAGACCGAAAUGUGGAGGAACUCUGAUUCACCCACAGAUAGUGAUAACUGCUGCUCAUUGUGUUUCGAGCAAAACCGACAAGUAUAUCAUCAGAGCAGGCGAGUGGGAUAUUAACAAAAACGUCGAACCAUACCCGCACCAGGAUGUUGCUGUUCAGAACAUUACCUUGCAUCCACAAUUUUACUCCGGAGCAUUGUACAAUGAUAUUGCAUUUCUCUACCUGCAAUCACCUGUGAACAUCACACAAAAUAUUGAUGUUCUCUGUUUACCAGCACAAAACCAAAUUCAAGAAACUAGUUCGGGAAGAUGUUACUCCAUGGGUUGGGGAAAAGACAGAUUCGGUGAGGAUGGCGUGUUUCACAUCAUUAUGAAAAAGAUUGACCUCCCACUGGUUCGGAGAGACACCUGCCAGAGUAACUUGAGGGAAACUAGACUCGGAAAACACUUCAUACUACACGAAAGUUUCGUAUGUGCUGGUGGCGAGGAGGGGAAAGAUGCCUGUGAUGGUGACGGUGGUAGCCCUUUGGUCUGCCCCAUCGAGGGACAAGAGGGAAGGUACUACCACGCGGGAAUAGUCGCCUGGGGUAUUGGUUGUGGGGUGAAAAAUGUGCCAGGGGUUUACGUGAAUGUUGCCUCAUUCAGAGACUGGAUUGAUGAGCAAAUGCGCCUUUAUGGACUUGAUAUUUCACAUUAUCAGGCUGCUCUUAUUUGAAGAGGAUACAUUUUGUGAAUGAAGACCCUUGAAAAAGUUUGUUGAAAAGGAACCAGUUUUAUUCAAUGAUUCACUUUUUCAUGUUGAGAUAUGUUGAGAAUAUCACAGAAAUGGUUAUUUUGCAAUUAAAAAAUAAAUACAUU